Molecule: messenger RNA, 1875 nt
Organism: Funneliformis mosseae
Lineage: Eukaryota; Fungi; Glomeromycota; Glomeromycetes; Glomerales; Glomeraceae
Source: the annotation of a GenBank genome assembly
AUGGAGAAACAAUACAGCAUUCCAUUUGGCCCUGAAACUGAAGGAGAAACUCGUAGUCGUCGUUCUAUUCUUUCUCCUAAUGAACUUUUGAAAACUCCUGUUGAAGGUGUUUAUACCCUUUACGACGUCUUUCAUUACGAGGAAGCUGCAAAGGUAGCUUCACAAAUUGGUGCUGGAUUAGUAAAAUUGGGCCUUGAAAAAAAUGCCAAGAUAACAAUUUUCGCUGCAACUAGCGCUAAUUGGUUACUCGUAACGCAUGGCUGUUUCACCCAGGCGAUGACCAUUGUUACUGCGUAUGAUACUCUUGGUGAAGAAGGACUAAUCCACUCAAUGAAUGAGACUGAGGUUCAGGCCUUGUAUACCAAUGCUGAUUUACUUCCCAUGAUAAAAAAGGUUGCAGGAAAGUGUCUUAAACUUGAGCAUGUGAUCUAUGACGGUGAAGCCAAUGGAAAGAUUUUGGAUGAGCUAAAGGAUGAAUAUCCUAAACUCAAACUUUACACGUUAGAUGAAUUAAAGCAAUUGGGUAAAGAUAAUCCAUUAGAUUCAAAUCCUCCAUCACCAGAUGACUUUUGUUGUAUUAUGUACACUUCUGGAAGUACGGGAAACCCAAAAGGUGUUUUAUUAACCCAUUCAAACUUAGUAGCUGCAAUUGCUGGUAUUAAUAAACUGCUUCAAACUAUUAUUCUACCUGAUGACACUUUGCUCGCUUAUCUUCCCCUUGCGCACGUUCUUGAAUUUACCGUGGAACAUGUGUGCCUAUUCUGGGGUGUGUCAUUGGGUUAUGGUACCGUACGUACAUUAACUGACGCGUCAGUGCGUAACUGUCUUGGAGAUAUACGUGAAAUGAAACCGUCCCUAAUGACAGGUGUACCAGCUGUGUGGGAAUCUAUUAGAAAAGGAGUUCUAUCAAAGGUUAAUGCCGGAAGUCCAACGAUACAAAGGGUUUUUAAUGCCGCAUUUAAGGCAAAAGGUUGGUUAAUGAACAAAGGUUUACCAACCAAACCUUUGGAUAUUGCAGUAUUCAAUAAAAUUAGACAACAAACUGGUGGUAGAUUAAGAUAUGCUUUAUCUGGUGGUGCUCCAAUUUCUAAAGAAACACAAGAAUUUCUGUCCAUCACUUUGUGCCCAAUUUUGCAGGGUUAUGGCAUGACCGAGUCUUGUGGUAUGUGCGCAGUUAUGCCCCCUGAUCAGUUUGAAUACGGAAGUGUAGGUUCGCCAGUGCCUUGUUUGGAAAUUAAAUUAGUUGAUGUAUCAGAAGCAGGCUACAAAUCCACAAAUACUCCAAAUCCUCAAGGUGAAAUUUGGGUUCGUGGACCUGUUAUCGCUAAAGGUUAUUAUAAAAAUGAAAGUCUAACUAAAGAAACAAUAACUGAUGAUGGUUGGCUUCAGACUGGUGACAUUGGAGAAUGGCGUCAAAAUGGUACUUUAGCGAUUAUUGACCGCAAGAAAAAUUUAGUAAAGCUUUCUCAUGGUGAAUAUAUCGCUCUUGAAAAACUUGAAUCUGUCUAUAAAUCAACAGUUUACGUGUCCAAUAUCUGUGUUUGUGCAGAUUCAUUUCAAUCUCGCCCAGUUGCUUUAAUAUGUCCUGUUGAAGAUCGUCUUCGUGAAGUUGCAAAGGAAAAGAAUUUGGGUAAUUUGGAUUUUGAACAAUUGUGUGCACAUAAAGAUAUAAAUUCUGCCGUUCUUCAAGCUUGCCUUGCACUAGCAAAAAAAUCAGACUUUAAACCUGCAGAAUUAUUAUCUGCUAUUGCAUUAGUACCCGAUGAAUGGACUGCUCAAAAUGGUCUUUUAACUGCUGCUCAGAAAAUUAAACGUAAAGAUCUCCAAGACAAAUAUAAAGCAGAAAUAGAUCGAAUGUACGGAAAAUCAUCAUAA